Molecule: messenger RNA, 1993 nt
Organism: Anarrhichthys ocellatus (wolf-eel)
Lineage: Eukaryota; Metazoa; Chordata; Actinopteri; Perciformes; Anarhichadidae
Gene: grhpra
Product: glyoxylate reductase/hydroxypyruvate reductase a
Exons: 9
Coding region: 376-1362 (328 amino acids)
Cellular component (GO): cytosol
Molecular function (GO): glyoxylate reductase (NADPH) activity; NAD binding; hydroxypyruvate reductase (NADH) activity
Source: RefSeq, a predicted model, not a curated record
UAACAAGAUAAUAAAACAGCCUUUUACGACUAUUUAACAACUGAUAUCCUAAUAGAGAAGACGAAUUUUUAAAAUGUUGUAUCUGACAUUAAAUUGGACAGUUAAUUAGUGUAAGAAUAUCAAUAAAAUACGUCCUUCAGAGAAGAUUAUACAACCACCGGACCAACCGUCUACUCUCCACGCGCAUGCGCAGUACUAUGGAAUCAAGUACUUCCUGAUGUCCUGUGGAGGAAAGUGGAGUUUUCUCACAGUGUUGAGCUAAACGUUCAAGGUUAAAAUCUGUCUGUGUUGACUGCGUGGACGUCCGUCCUCCCCUCAUAGUUCUACUGUCUUCUGUCCGGAGAGGACAUCACUCCAUUUCGACCGUUAAAUGAGAUGCAGACAGUUGGAAAACUCAUGAAAGUAUUCGUCACGAGGCGCAUCCCGCAGGAGGGGAUGAAGAUCCUGUCAGCGGCUGGAGUGUGCGAGGUGUCUCUGUGGGACUCUGAUGAACCCGUGCAGAGGGCAGAGCUUCUCAAAGGUGUGCAGGGGGCUCAUGGUCUGCUGUGUCUGCUGUCGGACAAGAUCGAUGCAGAGGUUCUGGAUGCAGCAGGGCCAAACCUGAAAGUAAUCAGCACCCUGUCCGUGGGAUUUGACCACUUGGCACUUGACGAAGUCAAAAAACGUGGUAUACGUGUUGGAUACACUCCAGACGUCCUGACUGACGCCACAGCAGAACUGACCGUAGGUCUGCUGCUGGCCACUGCUCGCAGAUUACCAGAGGGAGUGGAGGAGGUCAAAAAUGGAGGCUGGAGCUCAUGGAAGCCUCUCUGGCUGUGUGGUUAUGGUCUGUCUGGCAGCACAGUAGGAGUCAUUGGCUUGGGACGCAUUGGCAUGGCCAUUGCUCGGAGACUCAUGCCCUUUGGAGUGAACAGGCUGCUGUACUCUGGGAGAACAGCCAAAGCCUACGCUGCUGAGGUGAAAGGAGAGUUUGUUCCCCUGGACACACUCCUGUCUGAGAGUGACUUCAUUGUUGUUUCCUGCUCCCUGACGCCAGAAACCCUGGGCUUGUGUGACAAGGCCUUCUUCAGCAAGAUGAAAAACACGGCAGUCUUCGUCAACUCAAGCAGGGGAACUGUGGUGAACCAGGAGGAUCUGUACGAGGCUUUGAGCAGCGGACAGAUAGCUGCAGCUGGACUAGACGUCACAACACCUGAGCCACUCCCAACACACCACCCUCUUCUGACGUUAAAAAACUGUGUGGUGUUGCCACAUAUCGGCAGUGCCACCUACUCCACGAGAGGCAUCAUGGGAGCUUUGUCAGCUCAAAACCUGCUGGGAGGUUUGCAGGGCACAGACAUGCCCAGCGAACUCACCUUCUAGCCCCUGAAACUGCUGCGCUGUGCCUACUGCCUCCUCUGGUGCUGCAGUAACAGAUACAAGUAAUGUGCUGGUAAUGAUCUCCUAUGUGAGGUCAAAAUGAAGGGAUGGAAAAAGAAGAAUUCUAAUGUAGUUUAGGUAAUGCUCAGAUACAUGUGUACAUCAUGUCGGUGUUAACUUGAUUUAGUUUCAUCCUGUCACAGGUACUGAGUUUUAUUAUACAGUGGGCAUUUUUGAGGAAUGAAAUGCUCGCUGGAAGGUUUUGUCAUCUCAGACGUGUACAUUCAAGUUCUCCAAAAAGAGACUAAUGAACAAACUAGCAGCACUCCUUAAUAUUAGCUCUUAUCAGAACACACUAUACAUGCUUAGAAUGGCAGUUACACUGAAAAAAAACAUUUCUCAUGUUCUGCUUGCCAUAAAGGUUAGCGUUAUACCUCUUAGUUUGCACUUUAUUCAGAUGUAAAUGGUGUCAAUCAUGCUACAAAACAGUACAACGCUCCAGUUCUGUGUAAAAUGUGAUUUCUCUGAAUAAUAAAAAGUUAUGGCCCAGUUAAAAUGUAAUGCUGAGUGUGUGUGUUUAGAAAUGUAUCAUGCUCAAAAUAGAUUGAUGAUCAAUAAAAAAUACAAUAAAUAA